UCAUCAUUGACAGUUGCUUCAACUCCUCAGAACAUUUCAUACAUUGAACUCUCAAAACCCUUCUUUGGUGAUUUAAAUCAAAGCAUUUCAUCUGAUAACUUCUAUCUCAUCUUGUCCACAAUUUAGACUCAAGUAUCACGCCAAACCAAGAGGAAGAGUUGUCGUAAUGGCGACCUCGUACAAACCUUCUCCUCUUUCCUAUGGCUCUCCGAGAGCAUCUCCUUUCCGCCGUCCAGAAAGUCCAGCAUCGCCUUCACCACUUCGACAUUCGACGCCUGUCGCAUCACCUCCCAAAAUGGCUGCUCCCAUAACAACAACCACGCCGUCGAGACUAAAUCGGGCUUCGACACCACAAGCAGAUGGAGAUUCAUGGACACCACGAGGUCUUACAUCAGUUCAGAGAGAAAUAGAGACGUCACCAACCAAGGGCGCGAGUAGUCCUGGGUUCGGAGGCAUGCUCACCUCGAGGACUACGACUGAUAGUAAUGCGCUUUCGAAAUUACAACCCGCUCAAAUUAGAGAAUUGAGGGAAGGCUUUUCGGUGUUGGAUAGAGAUAGUGACGGGCAAGUUGGCCGUGAGGAUGUUGCAGAUAUGCUGACCCAGUUGGGUCUUCCAGCCAACACCUCAGAUGUUACCGCUUUCUUCCCGCUUUCAUCCUCACAGACCGUCACCCUACCUACAUUCCUUAAUUCUUUGGCUGGUCUUCUAGCUUCCUUAAGCCCAUCAUCGGAGCUUCUUUCUGCUUUCUCGGCUUUCGAUGAAGACGAUUCUGGACAAGUCGACCUUGCGGAGUUACGAGAUGCUUUACUUCAUACCGCACCCGAGCCAGGUGAUAAAGCUCUGACUGAAAGAGAGGUGGAUAAAGUCAUGAAUGGUUUCACAGGCAGAAGAGCUUUUGGAAAACAUACUGGAGGCGGGAUGGGCAAGAGGGGAGAAGUGUUCAAGUACCAGGAAUUUGUCGCGAAUGUUGCUGGAGGUGCGAGUGUAGAUGGCAAGGAUGGAAGAGAGAGUGACGAAUAAUGACUUGAGGAUAUAAUGUGUACGGAGGUAGGACUAUGAACAUACACCCACAUUGUCAGGUAUAGGAGUUGGGUUCCAAGUAGAGACAUUCGUGAAAGAACAGGAAUUGAAUACCGCAACUCUUGAUAGUGUUAUCACACUACCUGGGAAAUUCUGCCCACUUAUAUGUUAUUGCGAAC
Molecule: messenger RNA, 1200 nt
Organism: Mollisia scopiformis
Lineage: Eukaryota; Fungi; Ascomycota; Leotiomycetes; Helotiales; Mollisiaceae
Product: EF-hand
Exons: 3
Coding region: 167-1021 (284 amino acids)
Biological process (GO): mitotic cytokinesis; actomyosin structure organization
Cellular component (GO): myosin II complex; cytoplasm
Molecular function (GO): calcium ion binding; cytoskeletal motor regulator activity; myosin heavy chain binding
Source: RefSeq, a predicted model, not a curated record